Molecule: messenger RNA, 1394 nt
Organism: Saccostrea echinata
Lineage: Eukaryota; Metazoa; Mollusca; Bivalvia; Ostreida; Ostreidae
Product: mitotic checkpoint protein BUB3-like
Exons: 7
Coding region: 29-1075 (348 amino acids)
Biological process (GO): mitotic spindle assembly checkpoint signaling
Cellular component (GO): bub1-bub3 complex; mitotic checkpoint complex; kinetochore
Molecular function (GO): ubiquitin binding
Source: RefSeq, a predicted model, not a curated record
CUGCCGAAGCUGAAAACUGGGUCAUCCUAUGAUUUGGCUAUCCCUGAAUGGAGGCGCUAAGAGGGGGAAAAAUCUUCAAACAGCUGUUACAGCAAUGGCAGAAACACCUAAUGAGUUUAAGUUAAAAAAUGCCCCUGAUGAUGGGAUUUCUGCUGUUAAGUUUGGCACAACCAAUCAGUUUCUCUUGGCAUCUUCCUGGGAUUGUACAGUGAGACUCUACGAUGUCAUCGCCAACAACAUGAGAAUCAAGUACAACCACGCCGAGCCUGUCUUAGACUGCUGCUUCUAUGAUGCAGUACACUCCUACAGUGGAGGAUUAGACUGUACUCUUAAAAUGUUUGAUUUCAACACAAGCACAGAACAGAAUGUAGGUCAGCACGAUGAUCCUAUCCGCUGUGUGGAAUACUGCCCAGAGGUUAACGUCAUCAUCACAGGGAGCUGGGACUCUACGGUCAAGCUCUGGGACCCCCGGGCUCCGUGUGCUGCAGGUUCCUUCAGUCAACCUGACAAGGUAUACACAAUGUCUGUUUGUGGGGAUAGACUUGUGGUUGGUACUGCCGGAAGAAGGAUUCUGGUUUGGGAUCUAAGAAACAUGGGAUAUGUCCAGCAGCGACGGGAGUCCAGUCUCAAAUAUCAAACUCGCUGUAUUCGAUGCUUUCCAAACAAACAGGGAUAUGUACUCAGUUCUAUUGAGGGGCGAGUUGCUGUGGAGUAUUUAGAUCCCAGUCCAGAAGUCCAGAAGAGGAAAUAUGCAUUUAAAUGUCACAGAAUUAAAGAGAACGGUGUGGAGAAGAUUUAUCCUGUUAAUGCCAUCGCCUUCCACUCUCACCACAACACAUUUGCUUCUGGUGGAUCUGAUGGAUUUGUCAAUAUCUGGGACGGUUUUAACAAAAAGAGAUUGUGCCAGUUUCAUAGGUACCCAACAGGGAUAGCGUCAUUAGCCUUCAGUCCUGAUGGUUCUGUUUUGGCCAUCGCGUCAUCGUACAUGUAUGAGAAUGACGAGCCCGUGGAACCAACAGAGGACGUGAUCUAUAUCAGAAAUGUUAGUGACCAGGAAACCAAACCAAAGUCGUGAGGUCAGGGUCAUGAAACCAAGGUCACAGCUGUAAAAAUGUGUUCAGAUGGAGUGAUUACAGGAGUACAUGUAUUACGUUAACACUUUGUAAUGACACAGUGAGUUCAUUGUUGUUACCAGGCCAACUUACCAUCAUUUCUUGUGUAAUUAGUCAAUUUAUAAUGACAUACAGUGACUCUGUUGUUGUUACCAGUACAACUGAUCGUCAUUUCUUGUGUAAUUUGUCAGUUUCUGUGUUUUAACAAUCUUUUGAGAGAGGAACUUCGUGUUUUAUACAUUUUGUGUCACUUUCUUAUUAAAGAGGAUAUUUGUAACUUUA